AUAGUGGACACACGUUCGCAGUCCAAAUAUAAAUAAAACCACGUGACGGACGCCUGUCGCUUGCGCACUAGCCCUAAUAAACUGGGAAUGUGCGAUAAGCUUUAUUUACGCGAUUGAAUUUCGAAACGUAGCGUUCGCAUACUUUUUUACCGAAUGCAUAGAUAUUGUUUCGAUAGUUUUUUAUUUGUAUUAUUUAAUUUGCAAUGUUCCGAUUCAUUUAGCUGGCGCGGAUUAGUUUUGUUUUUUUAUUUUUUAUCUAUGCAGAACUGAUGUGACGUAUUGUUCUGUUCGAAAUUUGACUUUUAAAUUAAAUUGAUUGUUUUUUUUUCGUGUGACAAUGUGAAGGAAUAGUGUUUUUGAUUACGCAAUAGACUGCUUUGGAACUAUGGAAACGCUGGUGUUGUUAGUCUUCGGGAUCCUAGUGCUUCCCGGGCCUUCGUUUACCAACUCGGACAAUCUAGAGCUGCUGGCCGGCACGCUAAGAACAAGACAGCGCGCUGCGUGUGAUGACGAGAUAGUCUCUCUAGCAUGCCCAAUAGGAACCUACAUCAGUAUUCAAGUGGCCAAAUAUGGGAACAUGCCGGAAGGUCACGGAUGUGUCGCCGGGGCUCAACUACCCGUCAAUACGGUCCUGGAGGAAGGAAAAGAGUGUUUGCGGCCUAAUACUAUGCAGUAUUCGCUUCUACAAACUGUGGUGGAAGCCUGUCAAAAGAAGCCUCAGUGUGAAUUCAGCACGAAAACCAAACCGGGGAUCGUCGAUCCCUGCCCGCAAGCCGGAAAAUUCGUCGAAGUGGCAUACAAAUGCCGACCACAUGAGUUCCAUAGCCGGACAGUUUGUGAGGAUGACGUCAUCGAGUUAUCAUGCAACCCGAACUCCAGGUUGGUGAUCUACGACGCGCUGUAUGGCCGAACAGCGCACGAGUCGGCCCAAACUUGCCAACGGACUUCAGGAGCGGGUGUGUUAGGUGACUCAUGUUCAGCACCAUACGCCUUAAAGACCAUGAUGCAGAUUUGCCACGGCAAGCAGCAGUGUCAAAUUGUGGCCGACAGCAAGACCUUCGGUUCUCCCUGCAGACCAGAGACCAGACCAUACCUUAGAGUGCUUCACACAUGUGUUCCUCUUGGGGUCCUCACCGAUAGAUACGAGAAUUCUUCUGAAGAGGACAAAGUGGCGAAUCAUUAUGACAUCAAUACAGCUGGAGAACACUUUGACACACCCGAUAUUGCCGUGAAAUGGAACAAGCCUGGUAAAAAUAGUAUAGCACCACAAACAACGAGUAUACAUUCAUCAAGCAAUUUUAAUGGACUUAAAUAUAAAGAUCCUUCAACAAGGUCUUCUAAUCUGAAAUUUCUAAUCUAUAUAAGUAUUGCAACAGUAAUCGUUAUCAUACUAGCUGCAAUUUUCAUCGGGAUUCGGUAUUACAGGAAGAAAAAAAGAGCGAGCAACUCCAAAAAUGGCGACAUGUUCACUACAGAAGCGCCAAACGUAUUCAACGAUGCUGCAUCAGAUUUAGACAAUGAUGGUGAGGUCAGUCAUAUAUCUGGAACUUUCUUUGAUCCAGUACAUCCUGAUAUGAUUCUAUAUAGAGAUGGUGCAAACAAAGCCACCCUAAGAGCUAUGAGGCCUUUGAAUACAAUAUAUCCUUGUGCUGGCGCUAGUAUGUAUGGCAACGUUGAUUACGUACCUUCUCAUUCGAGAGAUACGAGUACCAGAUUUGGUAAUAAAGAAGUUAACUCAGAUUUAAUGAUGAGUCCAAAGAGUUUGAGUGGGUAUACCAACUCGCAGUUUUACUAUGGAUGACAACAAGAUUUAAAAGGUGAUGAUGCCUUCAGAAACUAUUGCUUUUAAUGCGGGCGUUAUUUUACUAGAUAAUGUUAUUGCGGGUGAUAUUAAUACCAAAUAACAUUAUAAUAUUAU
This is a messenger RNA of Pararge aegeria (speckled wood butterfly), 1918 nucleotides long. Its product is annotated as protein eva-1 homolog C-like. Bases 386 to 1801 code for a protein of 471 amino acids. The record is from RefSeq and is a predicted model, not a curated record. Gene Ontology annotation, molecular function: carbohydrate binding. NCBI's taxonomy places the organism in Eukaryota, Metazoa, Arthropoda, Insecta, Lepidoptera, Nymphalidae. The transcript has 8 exons.